CAGAGUAGGCUCUCUGAAAGAAGGAGUUUAGAAUGAAUCCUUUAGAAUGGAUCAUUGAACGAGUCGUUUUUGACACUGAGAAAAAAGGUAUUUCUUAUCUAAUGCUGCCAUUUAAAUUAUGAGCAAAUAAAAAAUUAUAAUAGGUGCUCUUUAACACAUGUAUAAAGACAUUAGUUAAUUAAUAGUGUGCUUCAAGACCUGAACUGUGUUUGUCAGAUAUGGAAGCCAUGCAAAACUUGGAAGUACUAUGGCUCCCCAGGAACAGGGUUCCUGAAAUCUAGACAUUGUGAAAUACAGUGUUGAACUCAUUGCUUAUGAUCAAGUAUGUUCACAAGAGUUACAGCUACUCGGCUGGAAUGCCUUGGUGCGUUCACCUCUCAUUUCAUUUUCUUAUCUCUCUUCAUUUUUUUCUCAGAUGAUAAGGAUAAUUGUGGGACUGGUUGUCUCAUCUGCCCUCUCAUCGGGGAUGAUCAUUGAUGAAAAGGGGAUCCCAGGGCCUCCACCUCCUGGCUCACCUGACAGUCCCAUUCCUCCUUUCGACUAUUUUGAUGGCUCUGCUGUGCAUAAUAACAUUCCUACGUAUGCCUAUGAUAAUCACCUUGUGCCAAAAGGAGGCAAUCCCAUAGCCAGAGAUGGCCAGGUGAUGCCAUACGAUGACUCAUUGAAUAGGUAUCCUAUGCCCAUUUUACCAAUCCUGCCUGACGGAUAUCCCCUGCCUACCAGACAACAACCAGACUUAUCAUACUGUGACUUGCUCCUUCAAGAACCAAUGCCUCCACCUGUGGAUCAGAUACCCUGGUUCUGUGUUUGUUCCCAAUGUAGAGGGGGUAAAAGAGGCCCAAAGGGGGACAAGGGAGAAAUGGGGCAGCCAGGUCCUCACGGUAGUCCAGGAUUAAGAGGCUUGACAGGUUUUAUUGGUCACCCAGGAAUUAUUGGUCAUCUGGGACCGAAAGGUCAAAGUGGUGAUUUUGGUGAAAAAGGAGAUCAGGGUUCAUUGGGGUAUACAGGACCUAAAGGAGAGCCAGGUGUCAAAGGUGAUAAAGGAGACAAUGGUGUGGAUGGGAAUCCAGGACAGCAGGGACCACCUGGUGAACCAGGAGGGUGCCCAGUAACUUGUUUCUCCAUCCAGGGAUCUCCAGGAGAAGUCGGCCCACCUGGGAUUACAGGGGGAAGAGGACUUCCAGGGUUAGAAGGAACUCCCGGGCCGAAGGGCCAGAAAGGGGAACUCGGGAAUAAUGGUCCACCUGGAGCUCCAGGUUUAGAUGGCCAGAAAGGAAAUCAGGGAGAAACGGGUGAAUGCCAUUGCAAGGAUGGGCUAGAAGGUGCAAAUGGCAUAAUAGGGCUUCCAGGACCAAAAGGUAGUAAUGGGUACACAGGCCAUGAAGGUGCAGCAGGGCUAAAUGGAGUCAAAGGGCAAAAAGGUGAUAUUGGUGAAAUUGGUCUUCCUGGCCCUUGUUCUCCAGCAAUACAGUCCACUUUUUUAGCUGCACUAAGCAGCAGUUACCCACUGCCAGAUUUUCCAGUUCCUUUCAUUAAUGUUAUUUACAACAGAGGGUUUAGCUUCAACCACUUCAGAGGGGUCUACAGGGCACCGGUUAAUGGCACCUAUGUCAUCAGCUACCACUUGGCUGUCUCCAGCAAACUGCUCAGAGUGGGGCUCUUUCACAACUUCACACCUAUCGUGAAAAGUUCAGGAGUGACAAAUCUUGGUACAGUGUCUCAACAGGUGGUCCUGCACCUUGUCAUGGGUGAUGAAGUAUGGCUACAGGUGAAGGAUGUAAAUUCCAAUGGUUUGUAUACCAACGCUGAGUGCAGUAGUACAUUCACUGGCUUCCUCCUCUACCCAGACAGCUGUGAUAUGCCAAUGUCACGUGACCUUCCAGAGCCUACAAGCGGAACUUACAACUGGGGAGAAAUAGAGGAGCUCACCACUGUUGCCCCAGAUGUCCAGCACUAACAACCCUCCCUAAAACACGAAAACAGGCAAAACACAAAAUUCCAGAUGUAGUGCCUUUAAAAAAUUCAAAAUCUUGUUAAGGGGGUUUCUGAGGUGAAUUGAAAAGACUCAAAAGUGGAAUAAAUUGUUAUUCUUAAAGGGAUAGUUCACCCCAAAAUGAAAGUUUUCUCAUCAUUUGCUCACCAUAAUGCAAUCUCAGAUGUGUAUGGCUUUCUUUUUUCUGCUGAACACAAAUGAAAGUUU
Molecule: messenger RNA, 2200 nt
Organism: Xyrauchen texanus (razorback sucker)
Lineage: Eukaryota; Metazoa; Chordata; Actinopteri; Cypriniformes; Catostomidae
Product: complement C1q and tumor necrosis factor-related protein 9-like
Exons: 4
Coding region: 416-1957 (513 amino acids)
Molecular function (GO): protein binding
Source: RefSeq, a predicted model, not a curated record